AUGGCGGAUAGGAUGCAAGUGAACCGGCUAAACCAAGAGGAACUUACCUAUGAACUCAAGAUCAGAGGUAUCGCUACUGGUACUGUGGAUCAGAUGCGACAUUCUUUAGCCAUGGCGAUGAAAUUAGAAAAGUCUGGCGAUAGUGUCAAGAUGCCAACGUACCCAUAUACUAUGGAGGAGGACGUAACGGCCGUUAAAAGCAAAUUGGCUGAAUUGGAGCCAUACGUGACAGCAUUUAACAACUCGUCUACGAGUGGUGCCUUCCUAAAAUUACAAUCGAAAUUGUGUCAUACUUUGAAUAGGAUAGACCAUAUCGAUGAGGAGUCAGUGGAUCGACCGGAGUUGUUUACUAAGACGUUAACAUUAAUGGAUAUGUUGCUCAGUAAAUCUGCAGAAUUUGAAAAACCUCAAACUGCACCUCGACAAUUAAGUGUUUUAGAGCAAACACAGAUACCAUCAGGUUCUUCGAGUCCGAUACAGCAUCGUGCGACUAUUUCCAAUGUCUCACCCAGCAGAAAUCCUAGUCAAUUUACGAUGAAGCCAAUUUUACCACAUAAAUGGGAUCUGAAGUUUGCAGGGGAUAAGAAAGGUUUAUCUCUAAGUGCGUUUCUUGAACGAAUCGAGGAAUUACGCAUAGCGCGUCAUGUUCCAAAAGAGGUACUGCUUGAAUCGGGUAUCGAUUUAUUUAUCGGCAGGGCCUAUCAAUUCUACUUAGCCUACAGAAAUCAAGUAGCUACUUGGGAUGAGUUUGUCACAUUGCUGAAAGAAGAAUAUCUGCCUUCAACUUACAAUGAAAAAUUGAUAGAAGAGAUUCGUAACCGUACUCAGGGACCCGGUCAAACUAUAGGAAUCUACUUAGCAGUUAUGACCGGAUAUUUUAAUCGACUAACGUGCCCCAUCUCAGAAGAUACCAAACUUAAAAUCCUGCCGAGAAAUAUCGCCCCAUUCUACCAGAAUCAGUUGGCCUUGGUUGAAGUCACGUCUAUUGCGCAUCUCUGUGAACUCGGUAGACGUCUAGAGGCAAGAAAAGAGGCAGUUGAGAAUUUUGUAGCCCCUUCUAGGAGAACUAACGUGUUGGAACCUGAUCUCGCCUAUGUGCAGGUAUCAGAAGUUCCUGUGGGAAGUUGUUCAGCGUCAACGUCUAGUAUAGGAAGUGAUGUAGGCGGUUCCGGUAAAGAAAUUGUGUGCUACAAAUGCAAUCAACCAGGACAUAGGGCCAUAGGGUGUGCACAGAGAAGAGGAAAAUUCUGUUAUAAGUGCAAGAAGGAAGGUGUGACGGUGAAGAGCUGCCCUAACUGUGCUAAUCAGGGAAACGGUUGUCGGCACACUUAG
Molecule: messenger RNA, 1332 nt
Organism: Anoplophora glabripennis (Asian longhorned beetle)
Lineage: Eukaryota; Metazoa; Arthropoda; Insecta; Coleoptera; Cerambycidae
Exons: 1
Coding region: 1-1332 (443 amino acids)
Molecular function (GO): nucleic acid binding; zinc ion binding
Source: RefSeq, a predicted model, not a curated record